Messenger RNA from Schizophyllum commune H4-8, 666 nucleotides. RefSeq lists its product as uncharacterized. The record is from RefSeq and is a predicted model, not a curated record. Bases 1 to 666 code for a protein of 221 amino acids. Lineage: Eukaryota; Fungi; Basidiomycota; Agaricomycetes; Agaricales; Schizophyllaceae. The transcript is spliced from 3 exons.
AUGGCCAUCCAUCGCGCCCUCAAGAAGGCUCCCUCUCCCCGCGCAUCCCCCGCCAAACGCACGAAGCGCGCCGCCGCUGCCGUCCAGUCGGCCAAGCGUACCACCCGCAGCCCCUCCUCGCGCAAGUCGACGUCGCCCCCCUCAUCGUCCCCAUCGCCAUCCCCCUCCCCCUCCCCCAAGCGUCGUCGAUCGACCGGCUCCUCCUCCUCCGAGAGGGGGACUCGGAAGACCAACCGGGACCAACGGAACGUCAUCGUUGUUUGCUCCCCCGCCAUCGCGUCCUACACCGACGCUGGCGUGCGCUGCUCGUACUGUAGGGUGGCCUUCAGGACUGACAAUCGCAACGGGGGCCUCGGUCUGUCCAACUUCAGGCGGCACUUGGUCGAUCAGCACCCCAAGGGGACGUUCGUCGAGGGCCCGAUGGGUGAGCUCGAGGUCCUGGGGCUGCGGCACGCGCAUCCGUUUGCGGGAGAGACGUCGUGUAAGCUUGCGAACGCGGAUGAUUACGAGCGUGAGGGGCUGGGUACUGCAGCGCUCGCUGCGCAGGACGAGGCGGACAAGAAGGAUGCCGCUGAGACUCUGAUUGCGUUCUCUGAGAAGCUAGUGCUAUUCUCUGGGUCUGAGAUACCUCCCCGCUUCCGUGUCGCCUCCCAUGAGCAGCUCUGA